Molecule: messenger RNA, 5396 nt
Organism: Larimichthys crocea (large yellow croaker)
Lineage: Eukaryota; Metazoa; Chordata; Actinopteri; Sciaenidae
Gene: vps8
Product: VPS8 subunit of CORVET complex
Exons: 46
Coding region: 136-4335 (1399 amino acids)
Biological process (GO): protein targeting to vacuole; vesicle-mediated transport; endosomal vesicle fusion
Cellular component (GO): early endosome; HOPS complex; late endosome
Molecular function (GO): protein binding
Source: RefSeq, a predicted model, not a curated record
UUGUUUUCAGCCAGUUGUGACUUUAUUCUGAAAGGAUGAACCGGAAGAUGUAAUGAAUGUGGUUCCUGUCAGAGGGACCCACAGAGGGACGGAGGUCCGCAGCUCUUCUGUCCGUGCUGUCAGCUGCGUUUAGAGAUGUCGGAGUCUCCGGACGCCCGCAGCCUGCUCUCUGCUUCCUCCCAGCUCAACCUGAUGGAGGUGGACGCGAUCGACGAUAAGGAGUUUGACAUUCCCCAAGUGGACACACCUCCCACACUGGAGAGCAUCCUCAAUGAGCUGGAGGAUGAGGAGGAGCCGUUUGUGUUGGAGGACACCUGCCUGCUAAACACAGACAACAUGGAUGCUCACUCCUGUGACACCUCCUCCCUAGCCAGCUCUGACAGUGGAGACCCAGCACACCUCAAACGAAAGAGGAGGACAGUGGAUCUGAACGCAACAGUUCACGGAUCUGUUCUUCGACACAGCCUGCUGAAGGGCAUCUCUGCACAGAUCGUCUCUGCUGCUGACAAAGUGGAUGCUGGGUUGCCAACUGCUAUAACAGUGUCAGGUGUGAUUGCUGUGGGAACGUCUCACGGUCUGGCUCUGGUGUUUGGAAAAGAUACCAACCAGGCUCUUCGUCUUUGUUUGGGUACCAAGGCAACCGGGGCAGAGUUUGGAGCUGUCUCCGCCCUCAGUAUCAACCAUGACUGCUCACGACUUCUCUGCGGCUUCGCCAAAGGACAGAUUACGAUGUGGGAUCUAGCCAAUGGAAAGCUCCUGAGAACUAUCAAUGAUGCCCACCCUCCAGGAACAGCUAUACUACAUGUGAAGUUCACAGAUGAUCCAACUCUCGCAGUGUGCAAUGACAGUGGAGGAUCAGUUUUCGAGCUGGCUUUCAGGAGGGUGAUGGGGAUGCGGUCCUGUGACUCUCGAUGUCUCUUCAGUGGUUCUAAAGGGGAGGUCUGCUGUAUUGAGCCAUUGCAUGCUCCUCCAGACUUCAGAGAUCAUCCCAUCACACACUACUCUCUGCUGGCUAUGGCCUCUCUCACUAAAAUUCUGGUCAUUGGACUGAAGCCCUCACUCAAAGUCUGGAUGACUUUUCCCUAUAGCAAGUCUGACCCGUCCAGUGUUCCUCAGCUGGCCUGGCAGUUUGUUCCUGUUCAGAAGACGGUCAACCCGAUCCUGGCUUUUUGCAAAGGAGAUACAGUCCACUUCCUCCUGGUAAAGAAGGAGGAGACGGGGACCAUCCACGUGAUCAAACAAAGACAGCUCCACCUCAGCUGUGACAUCAUUAGCCUGAGUUGGAUUAACAGUCGGACACUGGUCCUGGUAGACAGCCAUGAGAAGCUGCAGGUUGUGGAUCGGCCCAGUCAGGAGGUUUUGGAGACUCUGGACUUGGAGCAGGUGCAACUGGUUUAUAACAGCCGACAUUUCAAAUCACUGGCCACUGGAGGGAACGUCUCCCAGGCUCUGGCUUUAGUGGGAGAAAAGGCCUGCUACCAGUCAGUCUCCAGCUACGCAGGGCAGAUUGUCUAUUUGGGCACCAAGUCGGCUCACAUUAUGGCUCUGAGGAACUGGAGAGAGCGUAUAGACUGCCUGCUGAAGCAGGAGCAUUUUGUUGAGGCUCUCUCUUUGGCCUGGUCCUUCCAUGAGGGAACAGCUAAGGCUGUGGUUGGCCUGUUUGGAGAUCCAGUGAAAAGAAAAGCAGUGGUCAGUGACAAGAUGGUGGAGAUCAUUUUCCAGUUUGCUGAUCACGCUUUGAAGAAGUGUCCAGAACAAGGAAAGAUCCAAGUGAUGGAGCAACACUUCCAUGAUGUGGUUCCAGUCCUGGUGGAUUACUGCCUGCUGCUGCAGAGGCCCGACAUGCUCUUUAACCAGUUGUAUGCUCGGCUCGUGGAGAACACCGUUGCUAAGGGCGUCUUUCUCGAGUCACUGGAGUCAUACAUUGUCGCUGACCGCCUCGGUCACCUGACCACACCCAUUAUGAGGGACCUCCUGGCCCAUUACCAUGGCAACGGUAUGAUGGACAGCCUGGAGAGAUGCAUUGUACAUCUGGAUGUCACCAGCCUGGACAUACAGCAGGUGGUUCGAGUGUGUUGGGAGAACCAGCUCUAUGAUGCAAUGAUCUACGUUUUCAACAGCGGCAUGAACGACUACAUCACACCUAUGGAGAAACUCUUUGCAGUGAUUGGCCCGCCACUUAGGGAAGGGAGGAGCCUAACAGAUGAGGAAGUGGUGAUGGGAAACAAACUUCUGGUGUACAUCAGCUGCUGUCUUGCAGGAAGGGCGUAUCCACUAGGAGACAUCCCUGAAGACCUCGUGGUUCAAGUCAAGAACCAGGUGUUUGAGUUUCUAAUUCGUCUCCAUUCAGCCAACUGGUCAGAGGAGGAGGAAGUUUUCCCAUUUAUCCGUACACUCCUUCACUUUGACACCCGGGAGUUCCUCAAUGUCCUCGCCAUGACAUUUGAAGAUUUUAAGAAUGACAAGCAGGCCCUUGAGUACCAGCAGAGGAUAGUGGACAUCUUACUUCAGGUGAUGGUGGACAACCCAGACUUUACUCCUUCCCAAGUGGGUGGGCUCUUCACCUUUUUGGCUCGCCAGUUGGCCAAGCCGGACAACACGCUGUUUGUGAACAGGAAGCUCUUUGAUCAGGUUCUGGAGUUCCUGUGUUGCCCUGAUGAUGACUCCCGACACACCGAGAGGCAGCAGGUUCUCCUGGAGCUGCUGCAGGUUGGCGGUGUGGUCCAGUUUAAUGAAGAAAGGCUGCUGGCUUUGGCAGAGAAGGCCAAGUUCUACCAAAUCUGUGAAUUUUUGUAUGAGAAGAAACAUCUGUAUGACAGGAUCAUCGACUGCUACCUGAGAGACCCCCUCAGGAGGGGGGAGAUCUUCAGCUACAUCCACAAUCUGCUGUCCAUGCCCGGCUACAGCCCUGAGGAGAAGAAAGCGGUCAAGGACAAAGUACGGGGACACAUGCAGGAGCUGGUGACCUUUGACCCCACUAAGUCUGCUGAUUUAGUGGUGUUUCACUUCAGUGAAGAGGUGCAGCAAAUCAUCUCUGAGUUUCAGGAUGACCAGCUGCUUUUCAAGUUCCUCAGCUGUCUCCUGGAGCCACGGGAAGGCCAUCAUCCGGGGACCCUCCUGCUCCAGGAGCAUGACCUCCAUGAGCUUCUGCUGGACUUAAUGAGCCGCUUUGCCCCACAGCAGCUCCUGAGCUUCCUCCAGACCUCCCAGCACUACAGACUGGAGGAGGCCAUACAAAUAACACAGAAGUACCACCACAACGAGGCCACAGCCUAUCUGCUGGAGCAGAAGGGAGACAUUCAAGGAGCUUUUGAUGUCUUGCUAGAGACACUGAAGGAAAAACUGAGUGUCCUCACCACUGAGGCUGACAGAGGAGACGAAGAGGAGAGAGACGGUGAAUCAACCCUGACGACAGUGAAGGAUUCACUUGAUGGCAUCAUUGCUUUGUGUCACCAGAGCUCUCAGAACCUCUACCAGCAACAAAGAGAGGUCCUCUGGUUUCCACUUCUGGAGACCAUGAUGGCUUCUCAAAAACUGGUGAAAGGACUCAAUGCUAAACACACAUUUGAGGUGCUGAAGGAGCUGACGAUGAAGGUUCUCAACUGUAUGAGCAGCUUUAUUUCUCUCCCUGCCAUCAUCCAACGAAUACUCCAGGAUCCAGUCUAUGGGAAAGGAAAGCUGGCAGAGAUCCAAGGCCUCAUUCUGGGUAUGCUGGACACUUUUAACUACGAACAGACUUUACUUGAAACAACCACCAGUCUGUUGAACCAUGACCUUCACUGGUCCCUGGCUCACCUGCGUGCUGCUGUAACGAGGGGCCUCCACCCAAGACAGGACUACUGUAACAUCUGCCUCCAGCAGUACAAGAGGAGGCAGGACUCAGCUGAGGAGAUCAUCGUAUUCAGCUGUGGCCACCUGUACCACUUCCAGUGUCUGCAGCAGAAGGACUGUGGGUGGGGCUUUGCUUCAGAGCUGCAGCAGAGGUGGAACUGCUACAAGUGUUCCUCUAGUAAAGGAGGGAGGAGCGCGCCCUCCACCGAACAAAAAAGAGGCCGCACCACGUCCCUCGCACAGACUUGUGUUUCAUCAGUGCAUCACGAUGCAGGAGCAGAGGCUGACAGAAAGAAGGUGUUUGCUGAGGCAACGUUGGACCUUCAGCAGGAACAGUCCUGGGAUCAGCUACGCUGUUUAUACAGAGGGCCAUCCAGGUUGUCCGUCCUUUCAGAACUCUCUCACUCCCACAGCAGUGAGAAGACUGGACUUCUGAUUUCAGCCCAAGCAGGAUCAGAGAAUUUCCAACUUAAGCUCUCUCCUCCACCUCUGUUGGAAGAAUAGCACCAGGACUGGUCGAGGAUUGAUCAGUUCCUUUUCCUUCAUUCGUCCACACCUGAGUGAAGUGGGACUCGUCUGAUUUCCUGCAUUCCUCUAACUAAUCUCCAUCUGUGGACUGAAUCUCUACUUCUUUUGAUAUUGUCUAACUUCUUUCAAACUGUUUAAUGGUGAUAAUAUUGAGUCACUGUAGGAAUUCUACUAAUUGGAGCUUUAAUUUGAUCCAUUGUUUAUGUACUACAGCUGGCUGAACCAUCCUGCUCUGCAUGUCGAUGACGGGCAAUGUCAAAAAGAAAAAAAGGAAGCUGGGACGUGUUGUGGAGAGAGUGCUGAUGCUGAUGUUUGUUUACAAGCAGUAAAAAGAGACCCUUGUGCCUCUCUGAUUUCUGCACAUUAAUAUGAGACAUUGAUCUAAAUGUGAAAAAGUUGUAGCUUUGUGAUUAUGUUUGAUUAUGUUUCUGUUCAAUGUUCUUUGUUUUAGUGGAAUCAGUCUUUGGCUAACUAUCUGUGCCAAAUCAUAAAGAAAAUACCAAAUCCUACAUAAUGUUGCAUUCAUCUCACAAUACGUACACCUAGUCGCAAAUGACAAACUUAGUGUCUUUAAGGUGCUCUUUGCCAUAUGCAGAGGAUCAAUACACUACACUAUGAUUGAUAAAUGAUCCAGAUUUAACCCAGAAUCUAAAAUUUUGAUUAAUUUUUAACUGCUGAAUUCAUUUUUUUGUCUUUUACCUUUCGCCUGAUGUUCGUGGUCUGUGCAGCAGAAUUUUAAACCUGAUUGGAUGCUCCCCUUCAGAUUUUAUAUCCAGAGCUUGUACCUUUAAUUUUUUUUCAAUCAAAAAAUCAUGUUUACUAUGAUUCAACAUGGAGAGCUUCAUGUUUCAUGUCAAGAACUCGCAGAGCUCAAACUUUAAUGUCACUUGAGAAAAUAAAUGGGACUCCAUCAUCAGUCCUGAAAACUUGAAAUAAGUCGUCCCACUUCAGCCUGUAUGGUUUGUGUGUUUUCUUACUAAAAUAUGUGAGCUGUCGGAAACCAGACAGAAACAAUAAAAUCACUGCUGCAGCCUGGA